Aedes albopictus (Asian tiger mosquito) is the source of this 5236-nucleotide messenger RNA. RefSeq names its product RING finger protein nhl-1 (gene tn). Lineage: Eukaryota; Metazoa; Arthropoda; Insecta; Diptera; Culicidae. The transcript is spliced from 12 exons. Gene Ontology annotation, molecular function: metal ion binding; translation repressor activity; protein binding. Gene Ontology annotation, biological process: proteasome-mediated ubiquitin-dependent protein catabolic process; negative regulation of translation; protein polyubiquitination. The coding region runs from base 741 to 4691 and encodes 1316 amino acids. The record is from RefSeq and is a predicted model, not a curated record.
CUGCACCGCUAGUCAUCUUCCGUUCGCUCGACCGUAAAUAAGCCAAUCGCAGAUCCGCGCAGCUAAAGCAAAAUAUCUUUCGAACGUCGGUCUUUCACAUCUUAGAGGCAAGGAGAAGCAUUUCGGGUGGAAAAUUUCUCGAAGUGCAGGAACGAGCAAACCCGUGAGAAGAAGCGUAAACUGAGCUGUGAUUUUUUUUUACUUUUUUGUUUUACAAAAGUCAAAAGAUAUACGAGUACUUCUCGAAAUUGGGGCUGUGCAGUGCAGUGUAGCUUCAAAGGGAAAGUUGAAUAAAUAAGUGAACAGCAGUUCUCGCUUGAAGCGACGAAGGAACUGAGACCGGCAAUUUCAAAGGUUGUCGUCGUCGUCGAGUGGAGAAACAAGCGAAAAACUAGAGAAAAGUCCUUCAGAACUGGCCCGAUUCUUUUCCGGUAUAUGCUUUAUCAUUAGGAACCGUAGUGCAAAGGUGGAAUUUAUGCUGCCGGGUACGCUCUGUGAGCGAAAUUAAACUGCAGAAGAAGUAUUUUUGGUGCUCAGUCCCAACGUGUGAACGAAAAAGUCUGUGAACAAUCUACAUAAGUACCUACCAUACGAACAUCGAAAUUCAACCAAAAGGUUAAGUUACGUGUACGCAGUUAAUCAGAGGAGACGCCGAACAAAAAGUGACUCAUCGAGAGUUGGUGCACAACGAAAAACAGACGAAUUCUCCCGAGUUUCACACGCCAAGCAAGAAAUGAAAAAUGGAGCAAUUUGAACAACUUUUAACGUGUUGCGUGUGUCUGGAUAGAUACCGCAAUCCGAAGCUUUUACCAUGUCAGCACUCGUUCUGCAUGGAGCCGUGCAUGGACGGCCUCAUCGACUACGUGAAGCGACAGGUAAAAUGUCCAGAAUGUCGAGCAGAACACCGCAUUCCCUACCAGGGUGUGCAGGGCUUCCCGACCAACGUCACGCUGCAACGCUUCCUGGAGCUGCACAUCGAGAUCACUGGCGAACUGCCGGAUCCGACGUCUGGCCAAGUGAUGGAGCGGUGCAACGUGUGCUCGGAGAAAGCCUACUGCGCGCCGUGCGUUCACUGCGACAAGAAGAUCUGCCCGGACUGUAAGGGGGCCCACAUGGACAUCCUGCGGCGGGAAAUCAACCGCAUCAACAACCAAAUUCGGCGCGGCUUGCACCGGUUGAAGGAGGUCCUUGCGGUGGUCGAGAAGAAUGCGCAGAACCUGCAGAACAACUGCGGCAGCGUGUCGGAGGAAAUCGACGAGAUCUCUCGCCGGCUGCAGAAGGCACUCAAGGACCGAACGGACUUCCUGCGCGGUGAAAUGGACAAGUACAUCUCGACGGAGCUGAAGAACGUGAUUAACAUGAAGGAGAACUUGGAGUUGGAGAUCGCCAACAUCCAGAGCAACUCCGAUCUGGCCGAGAAGUUCAUGAACGAAGGAACGGUCGAGUGGGAUGACUGCGAACUGAUGGAUACGAAGGAGAUAUUCUUGCGGACGGUGGAUUUCAUUAGAAAUUUUGACUGCGAAACCAUGGACUACAGCAGGAAGGUCCGAUUCAUCAUGAACAUCGAUCCGAACAAGCUGAUCAUGGAGGUUUCAUCGUACGGAGACCUGAAGCUACCGACGGAUACGUCCGGGGCAAGUCAGAGUCAAAGUAUGCUUCUGCAGCCUCCGUCUGGACCGGGAUUGAUGCGAUCGAAGAGUGAUCAUCGGUUGGCAGCUCAGUUCCGUCAGCAGGAAGCUCAAGGUUGGAAUCCAGACGAUGAACCGCUUCUUGGUGGACGUAAAUUUGGAGAACGACCGAUCAAACCUGUUCAGGAGAAAGAGAAGUACGGAAAUGAAUCUCGGUAUGGUCGUGGCAACGAUUACGACUACGAUGAUGAGCCGUCGACUAGGUCAAAGGGUCGGUUCCGAUCAAGGUUUGCUCGCAGCCACCAGCUAGACAAUGACUCUGACAACGAGUCCAAACAGGUCCGUUUCAAUGAGAAGGAAGACAACAAGUCGAACAAGGUCUCCAGCACUGAAGACGUUGCCAAGGGUCCGCUGAGUGGAAUCUUCCGUCUAAUGGAUUCUCCACGAGUGAUGAAGCGUUUGCAGGAUUCGGAGAAGGGGAAAACCAAAAAGGCCGCCCCAGCUCCAACUCCGGCUAUGCCGAAACCUGUGACCCCUGUUUCCGUGAAACCCAAAGUAACGACAGCCAGACAGCUUUCUGAAGAUGAUGAAAUAGCCAAGAUCAAGAGGCAAAACAAGGGGGCUUCGACGAGUUCAACGACUACGACAACUCCCACUCCCGUCUCUCCAGUAACCACCGAACCGGAACGUCCAGCUGCCGAGCGAGUGUCCGCACUGAAGGCCCGAGUGACCGCAGCUGCAGCAGCUGCUGCCGCCGCCACCAGCGAUGAAAGUGAUAGUUCACCCGCUUCGCCGACUCGGCGAUCGUCUCCGCAUGUCGAGGCUGAUAGUGACCAAGAUGAUUCGGAACGUUCGAGCCGCUCGCGUCAAUCUUCUGCCGUCAAGGCAGCAACUCCCGCCCCGUCUCAGCAGAAGAAACCGACCCGUUCGGCCAGCAGUGAAUCGAGUGAAUCCAGCGAAUCUUCCAGUGCUUCUCCGGUCCCAACGACGCCAACCCGUGUUGAAGAACCGCCACGACCGAAAGCAUCGAUUCUGAAAAACGCCGAACCGGUUCGCAAUACCGCAUCUCCGACCCCGAACCGAUCGUCACCUACGGAGAAGAAGCCCUUCCAAAGCCGAUUCCUGCCGCAAACUCAAACUCAACAGCCAGAGAAGAAGGAAGAAUCUGAAAGUAGUAGUGAAGAAGAGACCUCUUCGGAAGAAGAAUCCUCCGAAGAAGAAGAGGAAGAGGAGAAGCCCGCGCCCAGACCAACGCCAACGGUUACCUCGUCGGCUUCUUCGCACCGAUCCACUGAGCAGCCCAGUUCUCCUCUGCUGAGUCGCGUGCAAGCCCGGGAAGCUGCAGCGGCUGACACUCGGAAGACCUCCCGCGAAGAAACCCGCCCCAGUGGCUACUCCAGCCCGACCAGCUACCAUCGCAGCACCAGCCACUACGACCGCGACGAGAGUCCCAAGUACGGAUCUCCGUCGUCCACAUCCGCGCUGCGAUCCCGAACGACCGCCCACGUGGAACCGGAACCGGAGAACAAAUACGGCAGCUCUGGAUACACCAGCCGGUUCCUGAACAAGAGCAAGAGCACGGCCGUGGUUGCCGAUGAUGACGCCACCGGAGACGACUCCGAUAGCCGACUGGGCAGCAACCGCAGCCGGUUCAGCGCGUUGGCCGACCGGAGGAAUAGACUGGCCCGCAGCCGCUCGUCACACAACUUCGGCAACGAAGACGAAGAGGACGAACCGGUAUCGCCGACCACCUCGUCACCGUCGGCGUAUCUCGCUUCGAGAUACGGUGCCUCUUCGUCGCUCGCAUCCCAACCGGCCGACCUGUCCCGCAGCCGCUCGACUCACGCUCUCAAAUCCCGAGAACCGUCGCCAGAUCGCAGCACGGGCAGCGAUAAGGACGGAGCCGCCCUCAGCUCGUGGGCCCGCUACCUGAAGAACAAAUACGGCAACCGGUCCACCAAGGACAACAAGGACACAUCCUCCAGCUCGACGCUGUCCGCCACGUCCUCCUCGUUGGCCUCCCCGUCCACAUCUUCAUCCGCAUCGUCUUCGGCAGCCGCCCGACGGCUCAGCCUCGGUUUGCCCCUGCGCCAGACCGACAUCCUCAGCUCCGAUGACGAUUCAAAAAACGGGGUAGGCUCCCCUACCUCUCCUACGGCAACAGCAGUAGUCGGUAUACCAGGGGCAGCAGGUAUGUCCCCUAGGACGCAGUACCUGCAGAAGCGCCGACAGCUGUUCCAGAUAGGAGGUCGGGGGAGCGAACCCGGUUCCUUCACGUGGCCCCGCGGCAUCGCCGUGGGCCCGGACAAUAGCAUCGUGGUCGCGGACUCUUCCAACCAUCGCGUCCAGGUGUUCGAUUCCAACGGUAUCUUCGUGAAAGAGUUUGGCCAGUAUGGCAACGGGGACGGCGAGUUCGACUGCCUGGCCGGCGUCGCCGUGAACCGCAUCGGACAGUUCAUCAUUGCCGAUAGAUACAAUCACCGCAUUCAAGUCCUGGAUCCGGCCGGACGUUUCCUGCGUUCGUUCGGUAGCCAGGGCACGGCCGAUGGCAAGUUCAACUACCCGUGGGGCAUCACCACCGAUGCCCUAGGCUUCAUCUACGUUUGUGAUAAGGAAAAUCAUCGUAUUCAGGUCUUCCAAUCGGACGGUACCUUCAUCGGUAAAUUUGGCAGUGGCGGCAAGGAGGAAGGCCAGCUCGAACAUCCACACUAUAUUGCCGUUUCCAACACGAACCGUGUCAUCGUUUCCGACUCGAACAACCAUCGCAUUCAGAUCUUCGACGUCAACGGUCGCGUUCUGACCACGUUCGGAAACGAAGGCUCCGAUGAAGGGCAGUUCAAGUUCCCAAGGGGCGUCGCCGUCGACGACCAGGGCUACAUUUGUGUGGCCGACUCGGGCAACAAUCGGAUUCAGAUCUUCCACCCGGACGGCAGCUUCCUGCGGGCGUUCGGUUCCUGGGGCUCCGGUGACGCCGAAUUCAAGGGCCUCGAAGGUGUGGCCAUCAUGUCCAAUGGGAACAUCUUGGUGUGCGACCGGGAGAACCAUCGGGUGCAGGUGUUCUAGGGCGCUCGCGUGGUUCGGUUUCCCUCUUUUCUGGAAAACAUCAUCCACUACUACUACUACCACUGUAUGGGAAUGAGAUGGAAAACCGAGAUGGAAUUCUUAACCGAACGGAAAAGUUUAAUGCGUGCUUUAUUCGGAACCAAUUUGCAUAAACUUCUUCUUGGCGGCAAUCGAUGGAAGAAGGACGAAACAUGAGAAGCCCAGGCGCCCAGGGCGGGAAUGCCGUAAUUUCAGGCGUCAGUUGUUCGGAAUUAUUCUUCGGAGUCGUAGCCAUAUCGAUUUCCUAACUUACUUGUUCUAGUCCAAUGAAUGCUAUGGUAAUCAUCUUUCUUAUCUAUUAUUAAUUUUCAGCCCUCUGUCUAUGAGACACAAAUUAUGUUGAUGUUGUUUUGCGAUUUUACGCCGAUUGGAUCGAAGAUUUUUGUAACGAUACUAAUUGAAUCAAAUGUAGCGAACGAAGUGGAAAAUGAAUUAUGGAAUCUGAAAAUUGAAAAUGUUUUAGAGAAUAUUAAUAAAGAUUUUGAUUUUUGUGUUUGAACAUCCAA